AUGGCUUCCGCAUAUUCCAGGGACCAAGUCGUCUCUUAUCUCAACUACAUUGGCCUCCCCCAAGAUCUUCACAAUGCCUCACCAACGUUGGCAUUCCUUCAGCAAUUGCACACCUAUACCAUCUCCAAACUGCCCUAUGAGAACCUCUCGCUGCAUUACAACCCCUCGCAUAGCAUCGAUGUCGAUCCUCAGCACUUGUUCACAAAGAUCGUGACUAACAACAGGGGCCGCGGCGGCUAUUGCAUGGAGAUAGCACUCUUGUACAAUCACAUUCUAUGUGCUUUGGGGUUUGACGCCUACACAGCUGGUGUAAGGACUAGGCCAAGAGUACAUGGCACGCCUACUGGUGACUUUCCAGGAUGGAGCCACAUUGUCAACAUCAUAGCAUUCCCUGACGGCUCGAAGUUCCACGACGACGUUGCCUUUGGCGGCGAUGGACCGACUAUGCCAAUGCCUCUUGAAGACGGCCGUGUUCAUCACAAUCUCGGCACUCAAGAGAUUCGGCUGGUACGAGACUGGAUACCGACGCAAAGCCAUCGAACAGACGAGUCGAGGCUGUGGAUCUAUCAAUACCGCAAUCAGCCUACUCAGCCCUGGCUAUCCUUCUACGCCUUCCCAGAGCUGGAGUUCAUGCCACUGGACUGGGGUGUCUUGAACCAUUGGAUGAACACACAUCCAGACAGCAAUCAUAGGCAGAACCUUUUGAUCGUCAAAUUCCUACGCAGAGAAUGCGAAGACCAUGUCUAUGGGAAGAUCAUGAUGGUCAACAACUUGGUCCGGCGAAAUCUGGGUGGCAAGACCGAGACUGUUCAGACUCUGGAGACUGAGGAGAAACGAGUUGAUGCGCUGAAGCAUUGGUUUGGUAUUACUCUUACUGAAGACGAAACGAAGGGCAUCGAAAGCUCGCCGCGAAGCCUUGCUUGA
This is a messenger RNA of Zasmidium cellare ATCC 36951, 924 nucleotides long. RefSeq lists its product as uncharacterized. Gene Ontology annotation, molecular function: acetyltransferase activity. The transcript has a single exon. The record is from RefSeq and is a predicted model, not a curated record. Bases 1 to 924 code for a protein of 307 amino acids. Lineage: Eukaryota; Fungi; Ascomycota; Dothideomycetes; Mycosphaerellales; Mycosphaerellaceae.